Messenger RNA from Mytilus trossulus (common blue mussel), 852 nucleotides. RefSeq lists its product as uncharacterized. Bases 29 to 802 code for a protein of 257 amino acids. The transcript is spliced from 5 exons. The record is from RefSeq and is a predicted model, not a curated record. NCBI's taxonomy places the organism in Eukaryota, Metazoa, Mollusca, Bivalvia, Mytilida, Mytilidae.
AUUUAAAGUACAUUCCCAUAUAGAAAGAAUGAAACUUUUCUAUCUCCCUGUGGUGUUUGUUGUGGUCUUUGGAAGCAGAGGUAAUGUUCCAAUUAGUGAUGCUGAUCUAAACGAGCAGCAUGGUGAUCCCCCUGCCUAUGCACGUAAUCGGUAUAAUUCUGGUUACUCAUCAAACAAUGGAAAUAAUUUCUACGCGUAUGAUGCACGUGUAAACCUCCAAAAUAGUGGACAAAGUUACUCUCCUUAUGGUGGGCACAGUUACUCAUCGUAUGGUGGACAAGGUAACGAACAGUAUGGUGGUGAAAGUAGCAUUGGUCAUAGAUUUGGACAUCUAGAAUGCCUCAGAAAAUGUAAAGCAUGGAGACAAAAUUAUUGGCAGAGGUUUUGCAAUAAACAUACCAUAAGGCUUUAUUGCCAUGAAAAUUAUUUUCUAAAAAUUCAAAAUGCACAAUAUGGAAACAUACCCUGUCAUCCAAGUAAUAAAAGAUUCAACGGUCACCCAUCGUGUCAAGCUAAUCGUGGUGAAGUUCUGAAAACAACUAGAGAAAGUUGUGACUAUAAAAAACAAUGUACAGCCAAGGUGGAUACUAGGCUGUUCGGAAAAACAUACAAAUUCCAUCACUCAUGCUCCUACCAUGUAACGUCAAUAUCAUUCUAUGCAGAAUAUGAAUGUAGACCUUCAAAAACAUUGUGCGCAGCAUUUUGUAAGUGCCGACAAGCACCUUCCAGAUCACCUAACGGAUAUGGUAGAAACACUGCUGCCUAUUGUAAAAAGAAGUACAAGAAUUACCUUCAUUGGUAGAACGCCAAGAUUUAAAUGACAAAACUAUGAAAUAAAAUUGUCACACUGUU